GGCACUAGGCGCCUGCGCACGUCGCGCUCGACUUUGCCAAGUCGCUGCCGGAGGCCGGGCGGGCCGCGCUGCCAUCUUGGACCUGAGGGACGGGGGAGCUGCGGCCGAUUCAAGAUCCAGCCCAUAUUAUGGCUGGCAGUGGGUCCAGAUCAGGACCAGCCAGUGGGUUGUCCAUGAAAUCACAGCUUCAGAUCACUGUUAUUUCAGCAAAACUAAAAGAAAAGAAUAAAUGGUUUGGACCUAGCCCUUAUGUGGAAGUCUCAGUAGAUGGACAGUCAAAGAAGACAGAAAAAUGCAACAAUACAAAUAGUCCAAAGUGGAAACAGCAUCUUACAGUAAUUGUCACUCCUAUAAGUAAAUUAAACUUUCGUGUCUGGAGCCAUCAAACAUUAAAGUCUGAUGUCCUUCUGGGAAGUGCUGCUCUGGAUAUUCACGAGACUUUGAAAUCCAACAGUAUGAAACUGGAGCAGGUAGUGGUGACAUUGCACCUGGUUGGUGACAGGGAGCCAGCAGAAGUGGUGGGAGAUCUGUCAGUUUGUCUGGAUGGAAUGCAGGUUGACCCCGAGCUCCUGACCAAUGGGGAAUCUUCAAGUACAAGAAGUCCUACACAGAGUGAAAACUCCAGAGUAAGGAGUGAUACACGGACUAACUCAAAUGGCCUUGAAAACUGUGAGGAUGCUGCUUCCAGUGAAAACAAGACUGUUAAUGGCAGUGACUCUCCGUUACUCACAAAUGGAAACUGCAAACCUGCCAGACCUCCCAGGCCUGCCAGGCCCCCGCCCCCCACUCCCCGCAGACCCCCGUCAGUUGCUGCAAGUGCAAAUGGUCCUUCAUCCACAUCCACAGAAAGCGAUGGGGCCAGUGCAGGAUCACUGGCAGGUACAGCCUCAAAUACACCUUCAGAGCAGAGCCCUGAGGGGGCAACAGCAGCAACCACAGCUCCUGCCACUCCUGCACUCACCACACCUCCAGUGUCAAGACAAGUCCAGCCAGUAAAUCCUUCACCUCAGGCCCUUACUACAGUCAGCCAAGGUCCUCUUCCACCUGGUUGGGAGCAAAGAGUAGACCAGCAUGGUCGAGUGUACUAUGUGGAUCAUGUUGAAAAAAGGACAACGUGGGAUCGGCCAGAGCCUCUUCCUCCAAGCUGGGAGCGCCGAGUUGACAACAUGGGGAGGAUUUAUUACGUUGACCACUUCACCAGAACGACGACGUGGCAGAGACCAACGCUGGAGUCUGUCCGGAAUUACGAGCAGUGGCAGCUCCAGCGCAGCCAGCUCCAGGGAGCCAUGCAGCAGUUCAACCAGAGGUUUAUAUAUGGGAACCAGGAUUUUUCAUCCACACAGAACAAAGAGUUUGAUCCUCUUGGCCCUCUGCCACAUGGAUGGGAAAAGCGAACUGACAGCAAUGGCAGAGUGUAUUUUGUCAAUCACAACACACGAAUCACUCAGUGGGAAGACCCCAGGAGUCAGGGUCAGUUAAAUGAGAAGCCCUUGCCAGAGGGCUGGGAAAUGCGAUUUACUGUGGAUGGAAUUCCCUAUUUUGUGGAUCACAACAGAAGAACCACUACAUACAUAGAUCCCCGCACGGGAAAGUCUGCUCUAGACAAUGGACCCCAGAUAGCUUAUGUGCGUGAUUUCAAGGCCAAGGUGCAUUAUUUCAGAUUCUGGUGUCAGCAACUGGCAAUGCCACAGCACAUAAAGAUCACAGUGAGCAGGAAAACAUUAUUUGAGGACUCAUUUCAGCAGAUAAUGAGCUUCAGCCCUCAGGAUCUCCGGAGACGUUUAUGGGUUAUUUUCCCUGGUGAAGAAGGUUUAGAUUAUGGAGGUGUGGCAAGGGAGUGGUUCUUUCUAUUGUCACACGAAGUUUUGAACCCCAUGUAUUGCCUGUUUGAAUAUGCAGGGAAGGAUAACUACUGCUUACAGAUAAACCCAGCUUCUUACAUCAAUCCAGACCACUUGAAAUAUUUCAGGUUCAUUGGGAGGUUCAUUGCCAUGGCUUUGUUCCAUGGGAAGUUCAUUGACACUGGUUUCUCUCUGCCAUUCUAUAAACGUAUCCUGAACAAGGCAGUAGGACUCAAGGAUUUAGAAUCAGUUGACCCAGAGUUUUACAACUCUCUCAUCUGGGUAAAAGAGAAUGAUAUUGAAGAAUGUGGCUUGGAAAUGUUUUUUUCUGUUGAUAAAGAAAUACUAGGUGAAAUCAAAAGCCAUGAUUUGAAGCCAAAUGGUAGUAACAUUCUGGUCACAGAAGAAAAUAAAGAAGACUACAUCAGGCUAGUAGCAGAAUGGAGACUGUCCCGAGGUGUUGAGGAGCAGACACAGGCUUUCUUUGAAGGCUUCAAUGAAAUUCUGCCACAACAGUAUUUGCAGUAUUUUGAUGCUAAGGAACUGGAGGUACUUCUCUGUGGAAUGCAAGAAAUUGACCUGAAUGACUGGCAGAGACACACCAUCUACAGGCACUACACCAGGACCAGCAGGCAGAUUGUGUGGUUCUGGCAGUUUGUGAAAGAAAUAGAUAAUGAGAAGAGGAUGAGACUCUUGCAGUUUGUGACUGGAACAUGCAGAUUGCCAGUAGGAGGAUUUGCUGACCUCAUGGGGAGCAAUGGACCCCAAAAAUUCUGUAUCGAAAAAGUUGGAAAGGAAAACUGGUUACCCAGAAGUCAUACCUGUUUCAAUCGCUUAGACCUUCCACCAUAUAAGAAUUAUGAACAGCUGAAGGAAAAGCUGUUAUUUGCAAUUGAAGAAACAGAAGGAUUUGGACAAGAGUAGCUGAAAUUUGCACCUCGAAGAAUGUGAACCCAACACGAUUAGCAUUUUUGCUACUGAUGCACUGGGAAGUUCAUUGGUAGCUGCAAUGCUGCAGCAGCAUCCUCAGCCUCUUAACAGCAGUGUCAGAGCCAGUCUGGAUCCACCUCCGUGCCAUGAGCAGCUCCAUUCCUUAAGCUCCUUUUUCUAACUCAAGUGUGGCCAGACUGUUUUUCCUUGCCUGGAGUCUGUUCAAGUGCCAGCUGGACUGAAGCUGCUGUUUAAGGGGAUGUCAAACUGUGGCACAAAUCCAGGGCAUAGCUUCGCAUUGGUUUAUCCCAAUCCUGCUCCUGUCAGCAAAAGAGACACCUGCCCAAAGUUGUUGGAACACUGCUCUGUGCCCUCUGAAGAGUUCUGAGCUUUUGCUGUGUAACACAUUUUAACUUUGAAAUCAAUAUUAACACUGUGGUACUUCACUUGUUUUGCAAAAGACAAGCCCAGCUGGGUUUGCACUGACUCCAUUGAGGUUCCUGUUUGCAGGCUGUUUGUCAGCAGUGUUAAUGGACAUUACCCUCAGUGUUUUUCCUACAUGUUGCAGUCAGUUUGCUCCGAAGAGUUCGUUUGGCUCUCAGGAAGACACACAAAACAACUGGAUUCAGAAAAUGAUCCUACUCAUCAUUUCUGCGGAUGAACUGAUGUGUGAGACUGGCUGAGGCCAAGAGGAUUAGAAAGUUCAGACACGGAUUACAGGCUGAGGUGGAGGAAACACUGAAGCGAAUCCAGAGCCAGAAGGGAGUGCAGGGAAUCAUCGUGGUGAAUGCAGAAG
Molecule: messenger RNA, 3567 nt
Organism: Parus major (Great Tit)
Lineage: Eukaryota; Metazoa; Chordata; Aves; Passeriformes; Paridae
Gene: ITCH
Product: itchy E3 ubiquitin protein ligase
Exons: 26
Coding region: 129-2765 (878 amino acids)
Biological process (GO): protein K48-linked ubiquitination; ubiquitin-dependent protein catabolic process; protein K63-linked ubiquitination
Molecular function (GO): protein binding; ubiquitin protein ligase activity
Source: RefSeq, a predicted model, not a curated record